This is a messenger RNA of Hermetia illucens (black soldier fly), 1739 nucleotides long. RefSeq names its product T-complex protein 1 subunit zeta (gene CCT6). Gene Ontology annotation, molecular function: ATP hydrolysis activity; ATP binding; ATP-dependent protein folding chaperone. Bases 1 to 1596 code for a protein of 531 amino acids. The record is from RefSeq and is a predicted model, not a curated record. Lineage: Eukaryota; Metazoa; Arthropoda; Insecta; Diptera; Stratiomyidae. Gene Ontology annotation, cellular component: chaperonin-containing T-complex. The transcript is spliced from 3 exons. Gene Ontology annotation, biological process: protein folding.
AUGGCAUCGAUAAGUUUAUUGAAUCCAAAAGCCGAAUUUGCCCGUGCCGCACAAGCUUUGGCGAUCAAUAUUUCGGCCGGUAAAGGACUGCAAGAUGUCAUGAAGACCAACUUGGGCCCGAAGGGGACAAUGAAAAUGUUAGUGUCCGGAGCUGGAGAUAUUAAAAUAACCAAAGAUGGCAACGUUCUCCUGCAUGAGAUGCAAAUUCAACAUCCUACAGCCUCGAUGAUUGCCCGUGCCAGCACAGCUCAGGAUGAUAUGACUGGCGACGGAACUACGUCUACUGUUUUGCUGAUUGGCGAACUACUUAAACAGGCUGACAUUUUCUUAACCGAAGGCUUACAUCCACGUAUCCUCACCGAGGGUGUCGACAAAGCUCGCGUCAAGUCUCUAGAAAUCUUAGAUGGCAUGAAAAUCCCCAUUGAAAUCGAUGAGAAAAGCCUUUCGGACAUAGCACGAACGAGUCUCCGAACUAAAGUACAUACUGGAUUAGCAGAUCUCUUGACAAAUGUCUGUGUAAACGCCGUGUUGGCAAUUCGCCAAGAGGGCAAACAAGUUGAUUUGCAUAUGAUUGAAAUCAUGGAGAUGCAACACAAAACCGCUACUGAUACAAGUUUGAUCCGCGGUAUUGUAAUGGAUCACGGUUCACGUCAUCCUGACAUGCCUAAACGCUUGGAAAAUGCUUACAUUUUGACUUGCAAUGUCUCAAUGGAAUACGAGAAAUCAGAAGUGAAUUCAGGUUUCUUCUACAAAACUGCUGAAGAGCGGGAGAAGCUCGUAUUGGCCGAACGCGAAUUCAUUGAUUUGCGUGUGAAGAAAGUCAUCGAAUUGAAGAGGAAACUAUGCGACGGUACCGACAAAUCAUUUGUUGUUAUCAAUCAGAAGGGUAUCGACCCAACAUCUUUGGAUAUGUUGGCGAAGGAAGGCAUUAUGGCGUUGCGCAGAGCCAAGCGGAGGAAUAUGGAGCGUUUGGCGUUGGCAUGUGGCGGUAUUGCUAUGAAUUCCUUUGAUGAUUUGAAUGAAUCACAUCUUGGAUAUGCUGGACUAGUUUACGAGCAUGUUCUGGGAGAAACUAAAUAUACUUUCGUAGAGCAGUGCAAAAACCCCCAAUCAGUCACCAUUCUCAUGAAAGGACCUAAUAAGCACACAUUGGCUCAAAUCAAGGACGCCAUUCGCGAUGGACUUCGCGCAAUCAACAACGCGAUUGAGGAUAAAGCGAUUGUCCCAGGUGCUGGAGCAUUUGAAAUCCGUGCAUACAACAAACUUAUGCAGUUCAAGGAUGAAGUAAAGGGAAAAGUUCGCUUAGGCAUUCAAGCAUUCGCUGAAGCCCUUUUAGUUAUUCCAAAAACCCUGGCGGUGAAUAGUGGUUACGAUGUGCAAGACACUAUCGUGAAAUUGACGGAAGAGGACCGCUUGAAUCCGGAUCCAAUAGGAUUGGAUUUGUCAACGGGUGAACCUAUGAAACCUGUUGAUAUGGGCGUCUAUGAUAAUUAUAUCGUGAAGAAGCAAAUAUUGAAUUCCUGCUCUGUAAUUGCUAGCAACUUGCUACUAGUGGAUGAGAUUAUGCGAGCCGGAAUGACAAGUUUAAAGGGAUAAAGGACUUAAGAAUGCAAAGAACUAAUCCUAAAAUAACUUAUCACAUUUGCCUUCUUCUUUUAAUUUUACGCUAUUCUAUGUUCUCAUUUGUAACCACUUAAAUUUUAACAAUAAUAAAUAAUGUAUUUGCUAAUGAUUGAAAA